Messenger RNA from Xiphias gladius (swordfish), 1206 nucleotides. RefSeq names its product gap junction delta-4 protein-like. Bases 1 to 1206 code for a protein of 401 amino acids. Gene Ontology annotation, biological process: cell communication. The transcript is spliced from 2 exons. The record is from RefSeq and is a predicted model, not a curated record. Lineage: Eukaryota; Metazoa; Chordata; Actinopteri; Istiophoriformes; Xiphiidae. Gene Ontology annotation, cellular component: connexin complex.
AUGGGAGCAAUAGAUCUACUCUUCAUCGCUAUCGGUCAGAAUGUGUCCUUUAUGGGCAAAACCUGGUGGAUGCUGAUGCUGGUCUUGCGUCUGCUGGUAGUCCUGCUGGCCGGCUUCACCCUCUUCAGUGACGAGCAGGAGAGAUUUAUCUGCAACACCAUCCAGCCGGGCUGCUCGAACGUGUGUUUUGAUGUAUUCGCUCCUGUAUCUGUCCUCCGUCUCUGGCUCUUCCACCUUAUUCUUCUCUGUCUUCCACACGCGCUGUUUGCCACCUACGUCAUGCACAAACUGUUGACAUAUCCUUACUUUGGAGCCGUCUACUGUGACAGGGGUCGAGGGGGUUCCCCGUUCACUCGCGAGAACUCGAGCUCCUCGAGAGAAGCGUCCUUGCAUAAAGCUCCACUUCCCGACCUCCCAGGUGAAUGGGGAGCACCGCGCUUCUACUGCGCUUACUUCCUUGCUGUAAUUCUACGGAUCCUUCUAGAAGUUGUUUUCGGCGCAGGCCAGUUUUUCCUCUUUGGUUUGUCUGUUCCAAAGAGCUUCCUCUGUUACGAGGCUCCCUGCACAUCUGGAGUUGAAUGCUACAUCUCCAGGCCCACUGAAAAGACCUUAAUGCUCCACUUCAUGCUGGGCGUUGCCUCCCUGUCCAUUCUGCUAAGUUUGGUUGACAUGUUGAGCUCCAUGAAGGCGAUGGUGAGAUGGAGGAGGAGGAGGGAGAUGCUGAUGGAGGAGAUGGGCAAGGGAGAACGAGGCAGCAUGUUUACAACGACGACUGUGACUGAAGACAGCCACGUUCUUUUAACCAGAAGAAUCAGCCCGGGCGGAAGCUCAACGGACGCUGUCAAAGACGAAAAACGUGCCACUGGUUUUGUGCCAAAUGACGAACUCCUUCACGUAAAAGUGAAUGGUGGGCCCCCCCCUAAAACUAGUGUAUCUGCCGAUGAGAAGAGCCCAGAAAACGAAGACGCUAAGGUGGACAUGGCUCACUCACCUACUCCCAUGAGCACUCCGGCGCCAACUCACUUUGUCCUCCACAGCCACCUGAGACCUCCAGUAUCCCCGCGCCCAGACAGAGGACCACCACUGAACCCCAGGGCGCCAACACCCGUCGGUGUCAAAAAGCCGGGCCAGUGCACCGCGGUGGGCGCAAGCUCAGGCCAGCAGUCUGAUAGCAGUGAAUCGCAGGACAGGAGGGCGUGGGUGUAA